This is a messenger RNA of Aspergillus ruber CBS 135680, 1442 nucleotides long. RefSeq names its product adenosine kinase. Gene Ontology annotation, cellular component: cytosol; nucleus. Gene Ontology annotation, molecular function: adenosine kinase activity. Gene Ontology annotation, biological process: purine ribonucleoside salvage. Bases 22 to 1062 code for a protein of 346 amino acids. NCBI's taxonomy places the organism in Eukaryota, Fungi, Ascomycota, Eurotiomycetes, Eurotiales, Aspergillaceae. The record is from RefSeq and is a predicted model, not a curated record. The transcript is spliced from 7 exons.
CUUAUCCAUUGAUCAAUCAAAAUGGCCGGAUAUCCUUUGCUCUGCUUGGAGAACCCUCUCCUUGACAUACAGGCUGUCGGUGACGCCGAUCUGCUACAGAAGUAUGGACUUAAGGACAACGACGCCAUCCUCGCCGAAGACAAGCACAUGGGUCUCUACGAUGAACUGAUGAAGCUUGACGCUAAGCUCAUUGCUGGUGGCGCUGCCCAGAACACCGCCCGUGGUGCACAGUACAUUCUCCCCGACAACUCGGUCGUCUACAUUGGCUGCGUUGGAAAGGACAAGUAUGCCGAUCUCCUCAAGGACGCUUGCACAAAGGCUGGUGUCCACACUGAAUACCGUGUCGAUGAUGUCCAGCCCACCGGCAAAUGUGGUGUCAUCAUCACCGGCCACAACCGCAGCAUGUGCACUCACCUUGCUGCCGCUAACGAGUACAAGCCCGAGCACUUGAAGCAGCCUCAGAUCUGGUCUCUGGUCGAGAAAGCUCAAAUCUACUACGUUGGUGGAUACCACUUGACUGUCUCCGUUCCUGCUAUCUUGGCUCUUGCUGAGGAGGCUGCUGCUAAGAACAAGAUCUUCAUGCUCUCCCUCUCCGCUCCUUUCAUCCCUCAAUUCUUCAAGGACCAGCUCGACACCGUCCUGCCAUACACUGACUACACCUUCUGCAACGAGACUGAGGCUCGUGCCUACUCCGAGAGCCACGGCUGGGGUACCGAUGACAUUGUCGAGAUCACCAAGAAGCUUGCUCAGCUUCCUAAGAAGAACACUAGCCGUCCUCGUAUCGCUAUUGUUACCCAGGGUACCUUGCCCACUGUGACCGCCUCGGCUAAGCCUGACGGUCAGAUCGAGGUUAAGGAGUUCGCUGUCCGCGAGAUCUCCAAGGACGCCAUUACCGACACCAACGGUGCUGGUGACGCUUUCGCCGGUGGUUUCGCCGCUGGUAUUGUCGAGGGCAAGUCUCUCGAGGAGAGCGUUGACAUGGGUCAAUGGCUCGCCAGCCUCAGCAUUCAGGAGCUGGGACCUUCGUUCCCUGCCACCAAGCUGACCUACUCUAAGCAAUAAAUAAUUCAAUAAUCCCGCCGCAAAAAAUAAAAAGUCUUCAACAUUAGCCCCGUCAAUCGGCCACGGGGCUUAUAGCCUACUGCAGCUAUGAUUCUUUUUCUUCUCUGAUUGUUUUCAACCUAUACCCUAUUUUGUCUUGACUUUAACGUCCUAGACCAUGUUUCUCAGCAUACGCAAUUUGCAUGUAACGGCUAUCAUGCGAUAUAUGUGACGUUCUCAACAACGAUUUAUGAAUAAAAUUGGUUAAUAUCAUAUGGAGCAUUUUUCUGCAAUGAAAACAAUAAACCGCAUAGUUCAUGUUUGAGCUAGCAUACUUCGUAGAUAAAUGUUCGCUCUUCGCCGGAUGGAGAAAAUACAUAGGAUAACUGUUCAUUCCUUCC